CGAGCGCGAGGGCCCGCGCGUCGCCGGGGGCACCGAGCGAGGGUGACGACCCGGUCGUCGGCCGGAGACCCUGCCCCCCGAGGCCCGGUCGGACGGCCGCGCCCCCAGGAGCCCUCGCAGCCCCGGCGGGGUCUGUGCCCGGGCCUUCGGGGCGGGGGCCGGCGGGCCCCCAGUCUGCUUCCCGAGGCGUCCGUCGGUCCGUCGGUCCGUGCGUCCGGCGAGCUCGGCCUGCCCGGCUGGGCAGGGCGACCGGGCCCGGGCCUCCGUCCCCGGACUCGGGAGCCGCCGCCGCAGUUUAUUGUCAAGUUGGUUUCCGUGUCACACCCAGUGCUCAUCCCCACAAGUGCCCCCCUCCAGCCAUUGGGGUUUGAAGUGCUGGCGCCGGUUGCGCGGUCAGGACGCUUUGCAGCGCACGGCGUUGGGCCUGGUAGGCUGUACAUAUGCCAACAGCCGGGACAGAGUCAAAGAUGAAGAAGAACGAGCCUUGAAGAGGAAAGAAAAAUGGAGGAGGGGGAAGAGACAAGAUCGAGAAGGCAAGAGCGGGCGUGUGGAAGCUGCGUGAUUGAUGCAGUGCUGGGGUCGCUGCGCUCUGAGUUCCUGAAGAGCCCUUUUUGGGUCGUGGGAGCCAUUGCUCAUUCUUUGCCACUAGAGAGAUUUCCACUCCGUAGGUGACAAGGAAACCAAGCAUGGUUUAUUGACAGUCAUUUAACGUGCAAAAGAGCACUCAGUGAGCCAGCACCGUAGGGGACACGGCAGAGACGACCAGAUGCAGUCUUGAGGAGCUCAACUCGCUGCAAGACUGUGAUCUUGGCAAUUAAGACACCUGAGUCUGUGUCCGUAGAUUUCCAGCCCCGUUGGCGGUGGGCGGUGGGUGGCCGUAGGAGGAACCUGAAUGUCGGAGGCCAGCUGCUGAAGCUCCCCCUCGGACACGAUGGAAGAAGAGCUAGACGGUCCAAACUCUGCGUCUGAGAAGCGCUAUUUCCCAGAAUCGCUCGAUUCCAGCGAUGGGGACGAGGAGGGCAUUUUGGCCUGCGAGGACUUGGAGCUGAACCCUUUUGAUGGAUUGCCUUACUCAUCACGUUAUUAUAAACUUCUAAAAGAAAGAGAAGAUCUUCCGAUAUGGAAAGAAAAAUACUCCUUUAUGGAGAAUCUGCUUCAGAAUCAAAUUGUGAUCGUUUCAGGAGACGCUAAAUGUGGCAAGAGCUCUCAGGUUCCUCAGUGGUGUGCCGAGUACUGCCUGUCCGUCCGCUACCAGCACGGGGGCGUGGUGUGCACGCAGGUCCACGCGCAGAGUGCCGUGCAGCUCGCCCUCCGGGUGGCAGACGAGAUGGAUGUUAACAUUGGGCACGAAGUCGGCUACGUGAUCCCCUUUGAAAACUGCUGCGCCAGUGAAACCAUCCUGAGGUACUGCACUGACUCCAUGUUGCAGAGAGAGAUGAUGUCCAGCCCGUUUUUGGGUAGCUAUGGGGUCAUCAUCUUGGACGACGUGCACGAAAGAAGCAUUGCCACGGACGUGUUACUUGGACUUCUUAAGGACGUUUUGAUGGCAAGACCGGAACUGAAGCUUAUAAUCAACUCGUCGCCCCACCUGAUCGGCAAGCUCACUUCCUACUACGGAAACGUGCCUCUCAUAGAAGUGAGGAAGCAGCAGCCUGUGGAGGUGGUGUACCUGAGCGGGGCUCACAGGGAGUCUUUCGAGUCCAUUUUACGCCUUAUCUUUGAAAUUCACCAGUCGGGUGAGAAGGGCGACAUUGUGGUCUUCCUGGCCUGUGAACAAGAUAUUGAAAAAGCCUAUGAAAUUGUCUGUCAAGAAGGAUCUAACUUAAACCCAGAUCUUGGGGAGCUGGUGGUGGUUCCUCUGUAUCCAGAAGAGAAAUGUGCAUUGUUCAAGCCAAAUGAGGAAGCAGAAAAAAGAUGCCAAGUGUAUCAGAGGAGAGUGGUGCUAACCGCUAGCUCCGGGGAGUCUUUGAUCUGGAGCAACACCGUCAAAUUUGUAAUUGACGUGGGCAUGGAGAGGAGGAAGGUGUACAACCCUAGGAUCCGGGCGAACUCCCUCGUCACGCAGCCCAUCAGCCAAAGCCAGGCAGAGAUUCGCAAGCAGAUUCUCGGUUCAUCCUCUUCAGGAAAACUUUUCUGUCUGUACUCGGAGGAAUUAGCCUCCAAAGACAUGCGGCCGCUUAAGCCGGCCGAGAUGCAGGAGGCCAACCUGACGGGCAUGGUGCUUUUCAUGAAGAGGAUAGACAUCGCGGGCUUAGGCCACUGCGACUUCAUGAACAGACCAGCACCGGAGAGUCUGAUGCAGGCGCUGGAAGACUUGGAUUAUCUGGCGGCCCUGGACAAUGACGGGAACCUCUCUGAGUUUGGGAUCAUCAUGUCGGAGUUUCCUCUUGACCCCCAGCUCUCAAAGUCUAUCUUAGCGUCCUGUGAAUUUGACUGCGUGGAGGAGAUGCUGACGAUCGCUGCCAUGGUGACAGCUCCCAGUUGCUUCUCCAGUCCGCCACGUGGAGCCGAGGAGGCUGCCUUGACUUGCUGGAAGACCUUCUUACAUCCUGAAGGAGAUCACUUUACCCUCAUCAACGUUUACAAGGCGUACCAGGACACGGCUCUGAACUCCACCAGUGAACACGGUGUUGAGAAGUGGUGUCACGAUUACUUCCUCAACUGCUGCGCACUCAGGGCGGCGGAUGUUAUCCGAGCUGAACUCUUAGAAAUCGUCAAGCGAAUCGAGCUUCCCUGUGCAGAACCUGCCUUCGGCUCGAAGGAGAACGCCCUGAACAUAAAGAAAGCUCUUCUGUCCGGCUACUUCAUGCAGACGGCUCGGGAUGUGGACGGCUCGGGGAACUACCUGAUGCUGACACACAAGCAGGUCGCCCAGCUGCACCCGCUGUCCGCCUACUCCCUCUCCAAGAGGACGCCCGAGUGGGUUCUCUUCCACAAGUUCAGCAUCGCUGAGAACAACUACAUCAGGAUUACCUCAGAAAUCUCUCCUGAACUAUUUAUGCAACUGGCACCGCAAUACUACUUCAGUAACCUGCCUCCUAGCGAGAGUAAGGACAUUCUGCAUCAAGUGAUGGACCACCUAUCACCCGUGUCAGCCAUGAAAAAGGAACAGAACGUGUGUGAGAAGUGCCCGGAAACCGCGGAGCAGAGAUGUGCCGUGCAGUGACUCGUGGGGACCUUCUGCUGAAAGCAUGCUGUGCAGGAAGCACCCGGCUCGGCCUCGCAGCGGGUCCACUGGAGUGAGACACAGACCUUCAACUUGAAUACGGACAUCAUACCCCCACACGACAGUCUUGAAAAGAGUUACACUUUGUGCAUUAUUUAAAAAUAAAAAAUGGAAGUUUUUAUUGAGUUCCUUAAA
Messenger RNA from Hyaena hyaena (striped hyena), 3361 nucleotides. It is a transcript of the gene DHX32, whose product is annotated as DEAH-box helicase 32 (putative). Gene Ontology annotation, molecular function: RNA binding. The transcript has 13 exons. Bases 932 to 3166 code for a protein of 744 amino acids. The record is from RefSeq and is a predicted model, not a curated record. Lineage: Eukaryota; Metazoa; Chordata; Mammalia; Carnivora; Hyaenidae. Gene Ontology annotation, cellular component: intracellular anatomical structure; spliceosomal complex.